ACUAAAGUUCCUGUGGAAGUAAAGUAGAAUUUCAUAAGAACAUAAUGGAUGGAGAAGAGAAAACCUAUGGUGGCUGUGAAGGCCCUGAUGCCAUGUAUGUCAAAUUGAUAUCUUCGGAUGGUCAUGAAUUUAUUGUAAAAAGAGAACAUGCACUAACAUCUGGAACAAUAAAAGCCAUGUUGAGUGGCCCAGGUCAGUUUGCAAAGAACGAAACUAAUGAAGUCAAUUUUAGAGAGAUUCCUUCACAUGUGCUAUCAAAAGUAUGCAUGUAUUUUACCUACAAGGUUUGCUACACUAACAGCUCCACAGAGAUUCCUGAAUUCCCAAUUGCACCUGAAAUUGCACUGGAACUGCUGAUGGCUGCGAACUUCCUAGAUUGUUAAAUAAAAUAAAUUAUAAUAAACUGUUAACUUUUUUCAGUAUUUAA
This is a messenger RNA of Neomonachus schauinslandi (Hawaiian monk seal), 427 nucleotides long. RefSeq names its product elongin-C-like. Lineage: Eukaryota; Metazoa; Chordata; Mammalia; Carnivora; Phocidae. The transcript has a single exon. Bases 45 to 383 code for a protein of 112 amino acids. The record is from RefSeq and is a predicted model, not a curated record. Gene Ontology annotation, biological process: ubiquitin-dependent protein catabolic process. Gene Ontology annotation, cellular component: elongin complex. Gene Ontology annotation, molecular function: protein-macromolecule adaptor activity.